Messenger RNA from Harpegnathos saltator (Jerdon's jumping ant), 2936 nucleotides. It is a transcript of the gene Skeletor, whose product is annotated as DM13 and DOMON_DOH domain-containing protein skeletor. The record is from RefSeq and is a predicted model, not a curated record. Lineage: Eukaryota; Metazoa; Arthropoda; Insecta; Hymenoptera; Formicidae. Bases 575 to 2761 code for a protein of 728 amino acids. The transcript is spliced from 16 exons.
UAUGGAACUUGAUCCAUGCAGGCAGACUACCACUUAUGGAUCAGUAAUCAUGAUUUGGCUUCAGCAAUCCGCAAUUUACCUAUAUGACGAACUUUCACUAUUCUCAUCUCAUUAUGCUAGUGGAUAGUCAUCUAUAAUCUUCGUCUUCUCAGGUUGGAUCGAAACUUCUUAGCUUCUGUACAAGCGCAAUACCAGCCCGCAUACCAGUCCAUCCAUGAAAAAGUGGAAAGCGUAAUCCGCAGAAUAUUUCAAAUGCUGAUAAAAACAAUUUAAACCGCAACAUUUAAGCAAAUAGGUUAAGCUGUGCCAUUUGCUAGUUUUCGCUCUGUACAUGGAUAUAGAGCGAAAAAAAAUUUCGAAUAUAAUAUUUUGACGUUAGGAGCAAUAAGGUGAGACGCGGCGAUAAGACUUUUACCUAGGCGCGAAAAGCUGAAAAGUCUUUCCCAUGAGAGAAAGAUAGAGAGAAAGGAACGGGAACGGUGAAGCAAGGCGAGCCGGUGAUCGCGUAGUGGGAUCAACAAAGUUACCUGGAUCGACAACAGAUACUUUUCUCGGCAGUAACCAUCAAGACACCAUGACGACACGAUCACUCGCAUCGUCCCCAACGCGACCGUCGGCUAUCGGUCUAAUCGCCGCGCUUCUUCUUAUUGUGGCAGCACAAAUAUGUAGCGGAGCGUAUUAUGGCAAACUGAUCGGUAAACUGUCUGAACUUCAUCAUGGCGUGAGUGGCGAAGUCUAUGCUGUCGAUACAAGGACAUUGUAUAUCAAGGAUUUCACUUACGAUGGUGAAGGUCCCGCUGCCUUCUUUUAUGCCGGAAGUAGCAAGAGUCCAAACAGCAAUGGAUUCCGAGUUCGAGAUGAGCACGGAACCACGAACGUCCUUAAGCGCUACCGGAAGAAGGAUAUCACACUGACCUUACCGGACGGCAAAACCUUGAACAACAUCAAAUGGUUUUCGGUCUGGUGCGACGAAUUCUCAGUAAACUUUGGUGAUGUCAAAAUACCACAAGGCUUCGAUUACCCAAAAUCGCAAAAGUUAAAGGCGUUAAAUGGCAUACAUGGUGUCAGUUCAGAACCUAUUGUUAUCGUAGAUGCUCAAACCCUUCUGAUACCUAGUUUCAGCUACGAUGGAGAAGCUCCUGAUGCCAAGUUCUGGGUGGGUCCCGGUCCGUCACCUACCUCGCAAGGCAUCCGAGUACCCGAUGAGAACGGGAAGGAGCAGCCGAUGCGUCGUUAUGAUCGCAAAACGAUAGUCCUGACAUUGCCGGGUGACUUAACCGUCCAUCAGCUCGGCCAUUUCGGUGUAUGGUGCGAAGCCUUCGCGGUGGACUUUGGCCACAUACAAAUUCCGCAGAACCUGAACGUGCCGCCUUCUCUCAAAAUGCUGGGGGUUUCGCCGCAAUCGAAACUGAACUGCGAAGUUCUCGAGGACAGCUUAGCUUUUGAGGUACGAUGGGCAGUGGCCGGAGAUAGCAUAGUUAUUCAGCUCGUAGCAAAACUCGACGCUGGACAAUACAUGUCUUUCGGAUUAUCCACAAACAAGGAAAAGAGCGUAAUGAUCGGCGGCGACGUCGCCGUAGCCUGGGUUGACAAGCAAACAUUACAAGGGUACGCCAUAGAUUAUUUCUUAGAAGGAAAAUCUCAGUGCUCAGGACGUCGUGGUAGCUGCCCAGAUACGCGUAUUCAGGAAAACACACAAUCGGUGCGAUUGCUGAAUGCUGCGAUAGUGAAUGGCUACAGCAUUGUUAUGUAUCAGAGACCGCUGAAAGCGAGCGACGAAUUGGAUCUCCCGAUACUGACGAAUAGAUCGCAAGCGGUGAUCUGGGCCAUCGGGCCAUUAAACGAGAGGCAGGAGGUCAGUUUUCAUCACACCGCUUAUUUGAAGACCGAUCAGUUCAUUGAGUUCGGGAGACCACCCGCGUGGAAUUGCCCUAUGCCUGAGCAGGAUCAAGCUUUAUCUUAUGGUGACAUUAAUGGAACGCAGUUGACUAUUACUACAAGAAGACCUCAACGUGUACCGGCGACUCCUGCACCGGCGCCUACGAACGAUGCUUGGGAAAUACCACCGAUUCAGUGUUAUGAGCCUGAAGACGGCAUAUUUUAUGCACAGAUGGGACCCACCGGAGGAAAACACGGUUACCCAGCCAUUACUGGACACGUCGGCUGGGGAAUCUCCUGGUACAUUAACGGACUGCUGAUACCCGAGAUUAACGUGGUGCGCGGCAAGAAAUACACUUUCGUCGUAGAAGCUGGCUCAGAUCCUGACACGCCAGCGCGUUAUCACCCGUUCUAUAUCACGGAUGACCCAGUGGGCGGCUACCAGCAUAAAACGCCCGAGGAGAAAGCGAAAGUAAAGAUAUUUGCCGGCGUGCGCCGACAACGCGGCACAGUUCGUCCUACGGGAGUAGGGCGUCUUUGUAAUUGGUUACCAGACCAAAAUCAACCACACGCGGACGAAUUCGCUUCCUUCGGAGCUUAUCAGCGUACUUUAGUUCUCGAAUGCGAUCAUGGUGAACCUGGAAUUGUUGAAUGGAUACCAGAUGAAAAUACGCCCGACACGGUAUAUUAUCAGUGCUUCACGCAUCGUUAUUUAGGCUGGAAAAUCAACGUUCACGAUAGCUGUGACGUCGACGAGGCGUCGGCAGGCAGCGAGAAGCAUGAGGUUUACGCGAUACCGCAGGAUCAGAGGCCGGCGAAGGAUCAGGAUCUAGAGUACAGCGCCAGUAUAGCCGUAGCGAGCAAGAUCACCAACGACCAUUGAGUCAAGGAUCAAAGCUGCCUUACGCGGCGGCCAGCAUGCAGCAGCUACCGUACACCCGAGCGCCGCAUCAUUACGCGAGCAAUUACCAUCACUACGUGCGCCAUCAGCUUCCGCCUCAUCGUUAUCAUCAUCAACCCGAACAAAGGACCCAACUGAUGAUCAUCCGACGCCCGAC